Molecule: messenger RNA, 943 nt
Organism: Amborella trichopoda
Lineage: Eukaryota; Viridiplantae; Streptophyta; Magnoliopsida; Amborellales; Amborellaceae
Gene: HMGB1
Product: high mobility group B1
Source: RefSeq, a predicted model, not a curated record
AGGUAUGGUUUCUCUGCCAUCGUCCUUUUUCUUCUUCAUCUGUGAAGUAUGAUGGUAGUUUUUAGUUUCUCUCUCUUCUUUAGAGAGAACCCUCUCUCGCCUUUUAUCUACUCUCUUUGGACAUCUUUAGUGAGAGAUUAACCCCUCUUUUAUCUGCUUUCUCUGGACUGGACCAGUUUCAUUUGAUCGCUAAUAAGGGUUCCACCUUCUCUACAAUGAAAGGGGCAAAAGCGAAGGCACCUACAAGGAAGGGGAAAAAGGAAGCACUGAAGCCAGUGGAUGAUAGGAGAGUGGGAAAGCGCAAGGCUACUAUUAAGCCAGAGAGGGCUAGUAAGAGGCCAACCAAGAAAGAAAAACAGGCUAAGAAGGACCCCAACAAGCCAAAAAGGCCUCCAAGUGCUUUCUUUGUGUUUCUGGAAGAGUUCAGGAAGAUAUAUAAAGAGGAACAUCCCAAUGUGAAAGCUGUGUCUGCUGUUGGUAAAGCUGGAGGAGAGAAGUGGAAGUCAAUGUCAGAUGCUGAAAAAGCUCCAUUUGAAGCCAAAGCUGCAAAGAGGAAAUCAGAUUAUGAGAAGCUUAUGUCAGCCUACAACAAGAAGCAGGAAAGUGCAGCUGAAGAUGAUGGAGAUGAGUCUGACAGGUCUAAAUCGGAAGUCAAUGAUGAUGAAGACGAUGAUGAUGAUGAUGAGGAGGAGGACGAGGAGGAUGAUGAUGAAGACUGAAAUUGAUGGCUGAUAAGAGCUUGGCUCUGUGCUUUCCGGAUUCGAUGAAUCAUGUGUAAUCUUCAGGUUUUGAAGUGCUUCAUUUGUAAAAGAUAUAUCAGCUCAAUAUCACUGUUUUUCCAUGUUAGGAAGCCUGUAUUAUAUGUUUCUAUACAAGUGUUUAUACUUUCUGGUACAAUUUGCGCUUUUCUAAAUGACAAGUUUAUGUUUUUGAAUUAGGUUUC